GAUGUAAACAGGAAGUGCUGUGUGACGUCAGCGGGGUCUUCGGCAGUGAAGUACACGCGCAUCAGUAAUGUGAAUGAAUUGAGAGUAAUUCAUGAAGAUAACAGAUGGCUCAUAUUACAAUAAAUCAAUACCUGCAGCAGGUUGUGGAGGCUAUAGAGAACAGAGAUGGUUCUUUCUGUGCUGAGAUGUUGUCAUUUAAACAUCCACACGUGGCCAAUCCCCGUCUGCAGUUGUCAAACCCAGAGGAGAAGUGUCAGCAGCUGUUAGAGCCGCCCUAUGAUGAAAUGCUAGCAGCACAUCUCAGAUGUACGUUUGCUGUCUCUAAUCAUGACUUUGUGGAAGCGUAUAAGUGCCAAACUGUUGUGGUGCAAUCAUUUCUGAAAGCAUUUCAAGCUCAUAAAGAGGAGAACUGGGCUUUACCCAUAAUGUUCGCUGUGACCCUUGACCUCAGGAUAUUUGCAAAUAAUGCAGAGCAGCAGUUGCAGGCGAGAAGUAAAGGAAAGGUUGGAGAUAUGCUAGAGAAAGCUGCUGAGCAGCUCAUGAGUUGUUUCAGAGUUUGUGCCAGUGACAAUCGAGCUGGCAUUGAUGACUCUAAGAAAUGGGGAAUGUUGUUCCUGAUCAAUCAACUCUUUAAAAUCUAUUUCAAGAUCAACAAGCUUCACCUGUGUAAACCUCUGAUCCGUGCCAUCGACAGCUCAAACUUGAAGGACGACUACAGCAUGGCACAAAGAGUCACGUACAAGUAUUAUGUGGGCAGGAAAGCAAUGUUUGACAGUGACUUCAAACCAGCUGAAGAAUAUCUGAGCUUCUCCUUCACACACUGUCAUCGCUCCUGUCAGAGAAACAAGAGACUCAUUCUCAUCUAUCUGCUGCCUGUCAAGAUGCUGCUGGGUCACAUGCCCACCAAUCAGCUGCUGAGAAAGUAUGACCUCAUGCAGUUCGCUGAUGUCACAAAGGCUGUGAGCGAAGGAAACCUGCUGCUGCUGAACGAGGCUCUGGUCAAACACGAGACCUUCUUCAUCCGCUGCGGCAUCUUCCUCAUCCUCGAGAAACUUAAGAUCAUCACGUACAGGAACCUCUUCAAGAAAGUGUAUCAUCUGCUGAAGACCCAUCAGCUGCCACUAGACGCCUUCCUCGUGGCACUGAAGAUGAUGAAGGUGGAGGAUGUGGACAUUGAUGAGGUUCAAUGCAUCCUCGCAAACCUCAUUUACAUGGGUCACAUUAAAGGUUAUAUUUCACACCAGCAUCAGAAACUGGUGGUCAGCAAGCAGAAUCCUUUUCCUCCACUGUCUACUGUAUCAUAGACAUCGCUUCCCAGAAUGCACCUGUGAAAAUCACAUGAAGCUUUUACAUUUGUCCUCAUUUUGUUUUGCGUUUUGCUUGUUUUUUUUACAGAUUUUCUCAAAUAAACAUAACACUUUUUUU
Paramisgurnus dabryanus is the source of this 1425-nucleotide messenger RNA. Lineage: Eukaryota; Metazoa; Chordata; Actinopteri; Cypriniformes; Cobitidae. The record is from RefSeq and is a predicted model, not a curated record.